Ctenocephalides felis (cat flea) is the source of this 2698-nucleotide messenger RNA. RefSeq names its product caprin homolog (gene Capr). Gene Ontology annotation, cellular component: cytoplasm. Lineage: Eukaryota; Metazoa; Arthropoda; Insecta; Siphonaptera; Pulicidae. Gene Ontology annotation, molecular function: RNA binding. The transcript is spliced from 9 exons. Bases 75 to 2396 code for a protein of 773 amino acids. The record is from RefSeq and is a predicted model, not a curated record.
UUCGUUUUCUUUGUUGGUUAGAAUCUUGCGCGUUUUUAUAUAUCCAUUCCAGCUCUAGUUGUUGCCCGUGAAGGAUGCCUUCUGCCGCUAAUCCAAAGCUAGAAAAACAGGCCUCCACGGAGGUUGUUGAUAACACACCCAUCAGACAAGCUAUAGUAGUUAUAGAACACAAAAUAAGGAAUUUGGAAAAACGAAAGGGUAAAUUAGAAGGUUAUCGAGAUCUACAGAAAUCUGGUAAAGAACUCAAUGCAGAUCAGAAAGUUGCAGUGGCCAAGUAUGAUGAAGUCAUUAAUACUAUUGAAUUUGCUCGAGAAUUAAUCAAGAGCUUCAAUGUAAUUUCGACUUCAUCUGAAAAAGAAGCAAAAAAAUUAGCCAGGAAGGAAACUUUGCAACGGGUACAACAAAAUUUGCAAAAUAUCCGAGAGGUUCUUCUUAUCCAGGAUAUUUUGUCGGAGCUUGGGGCAGACGAAGUACGGAGUCAAUUUUUGGCUGGUGAAAAUGGCGCGAUUCAAUUAUCGGAGGAAGAUUUUACCUUAUUAGACAAGCUUUAUGAAGAAAUUACACCUAAACGUGAAGAUUCUGAAGAGUCUUUCAAUGUUUUAUUACAACGAAGCUCAGAACAUAUGUUGGCCAUUAUUGAAGGAAAACCCAAAGAAGCUUUUGGCAGAACAUAUACAAGUAUUCGAGAUUUGUUGAAAAGUAUAGCAAGUUGUGAAUAUUUUGCUCAGAGCAAAACUGAAGUUGUUAAUGACACUGCAGUUCCUGAGGAAGCCGACAACACGGAUAUUGAUAAUGUUGUUGAAACCGACACUUCUGAAUCUCCUCAACUUAUUGCUGACUCUGAUCUUGGAAAUCAACUCGUCUCAGUUGAAGCUGCCGAAGAGUCGCAUGUUCAUCAAAAUCUUAUUCCACAGCAAACUGCUUCCCUUCCACAUCAAGUGAAUAUCUCGUCACGGCCUGCUGUAAAUGCUGAAGCACCUGCUCCCAAUGCUGUUCCUACACCAGCAUUCCCUCCACCUCAACAUCAACAAAUGGCACCUGCUUUGCAAACACUACCAACACAGGUGAUUCCUCAAGUACCUCCAGGAAUUGUUCCAGUAGUUGCUGCACAGCCUCUAUCUGUUCCUAAUGCAGCGCUGCCUCACCUACCAACGGUACAAUCUGUUGAACAUGCUUACUUUGCACAACAACAAUACAUGCAACAGCAGCAGCAGCAGCAGCAACAGAGGCCAAUCACAGAUAUGAUUCAAUCGAAUGCUGGGUUUUAUUUCCUUCAAGAAUCUGAAUUGGAUUCUCCUGAAGUAACAGCACCUGUUUCUGGACAACCUCCACUGAUAACACCAGGUGCACCCAGAAACACACCACCACCUUCUGGACACUCAGCGGUAUCAGCGCCUCAGCCUGGUCCUAUACCAACCCAAACAUUCACAAGUCAGACAUUCCCAGGAGUUCCACCAAUGCCAAAUGUUGCCACUCCGAUGUUUCCAACUCACCCAGUACCAACUCCUACUCAAGUGCCUGUGCCAGAAAUGAACCAGCAGCACAUUCCAGGAUUCACAAAUCCCAAUAUGCCAAUACCGAUGCCUCAACAAUCACAGUCAAUCAGUCAACAACCUGUGUCUGUUUCUCAGCCUUUACCAUCAAGUGUCGUCCAGACACAGCAAUUCACAAGUCAACCUGUGAGUGUACCAUUCCCUGUUUCACAAACACAAACUGCAACGCAAGUUAUCUCAAAUUCUUCUAAGGUUAUAAUGCAGUCUAAACCUGAAGAAGAAAAAAUACCUUCUGGGGAUGUUCCUGAAAAGACUGAUUGGUGUGAGUCAGAACCUGAACCUGUUGCAAACAUCACAACAAAUGCAUGGCACCAAAGGCAACAAAAUCAAAAGCAGCAUUCCUCAGGCCAUGAUUCCACGCCAGAUGGUAGUAAUGUGGACUGGUCAAAUGAUGCUGCUGCACAGGAAACCUGGUCAGGUCAAGGAGAUGGAUACAACAGAGGUGGAUUCAGAGGACGUGGAGCAAGAAUAGGAAACCGAGGUGGCAAUACUUUCAGGGGUCGUGGAGGAAAUGCAUCUGGCAACAAUUACAGAGAGCAAAAUGGCAGUUCGGGAAGGCCUAAUUCUGGCAACACAUAUUAUAGAAAUAAUGAUCAACAAAGUAAUUACUAUCAAAAUCAAAAUGGUGGCAGUAGCAAUUACAACAGAGAUAACCAAGGCUAUCAAGGAGGUUAUGUAUAUCGUGGUCGUGGCAGGGGUGCCCCGAGAGGAAGUGCAAAUGCCUCAAGACCCGGACAAAGAACGACUGGUCAACCAGGUAUGAUAAACAGUCGUGGAAGCAGGGGUGGCAAUAAUAACCCACAGCAUAUUCGUAGAGAAAACACAGCAACUGCUAAACAAUAAAUUCACAUACAAUUACUGUUACAAAGGCCUUAGAUUAAUAUAGAAAUACAAGAAAAGGAUGUUGACACCCAUUUUAUUACUGACGUGUAUGCCACUAUGAUUUAAAAGCGGUGCUGUAUACUUGUGAUUUCUGCUAUUUUUACAAAGAUGUAAAGAUUUAGUAUUUAGUUAGGUGUUAAUUGACACCAAGUUUUCGAAUAAGGUUUUAGUUACCCAUUAAUUUAUUAAAUAAGAUUUCCUAUAUUAAUUACUACUCUAGUUCAAGUUUCAUUUUGGAAGUUAUUGUCUUCUAAGGUAAAUUU